UACAUAGACAACAACUUCACCACCCAAUUAAUACAACCAAUUCCCUCUCCCUAUAUAAUAACUAUAUGCACACGUAAAAUAUUUGCUAUUCAUACAAAUUAAACAAAGGGCAAACCCCAAAAUAAUUAGCUGUUUUUUGUCAUUCAAUCUAUGAUCAAUAUAAAUCUUUAGAAUUUAGGCCAAAAACUCAAUAUAUAUGUAUUGUUGCAUAAGUAGUGUAGCAAUGGGGUAUCCUUGGGGAAACCCUUAUGGUUGGAGUCAAGAAAAGAUGGAUACGAUGAAGAAAAACUUGAUAAUUUUAAUGGGAAAGGCGAAGGCUUGGGGAUUAUCGAAAUGGACGACUAUUUGCAAAGUGGGCCAAGAAGAUCGACGCCGAGUCUUUCACUCUUUAAAAGUAGGAUUUUCUUUGACUUUGGUUUCUUUGCUGUAUUUGACGGAGCCUUUCUUCAAUGAUAUCGGCCAAAGUGCUAUUUGGGCCGUCAUGACUGUUGUCGUCGUGCUAGAGUUCACAGCUGGCGCGACGCUUUGCAAAGGAUUAAAUAGAGGGAUUGGCACAUUGUUGGCGGGAUCACUUGCUUUCUUGAUAGAGUACGUCGCGCAGCAGUCCGGCCGGGUAUUCCGGGCAGUAUUCAUUGGAGUAGCAGUAUUCACCAUUGGAAGUGCGGCGACCUACAUAAGAUUUGUGCCGUACAUAAAGAAGAACUACGACUAUGGAGUGGUGAUAUUCUUGUUGACCUUCAAUUUGAUUACGGUUUCGAGCUUUAGGGUUCACAAUGUGCUGAAAAUGGCGCACGAGCGCUUCUACACAAUAGCCAUCGGUUGCGCCAUUUGCCUCAUCAUGAGCCUAUUCAUCUUCCCCAAUUGGUCGGGCCAAGACCUCCACAAUUCCACCGUCUCUAAACUUGAAGGCUUGGCAAAUUCCAUCGAAGCAUGUGUUAACGAAUACUUCAGCAAUGAAGAUCCAAAAGCAUCCGAGCAGAAAACAUCAGAUGAUCCUAUUUACAAGGGCUACAAAGCGGUUCUUGAUUCUAAAUCAACCGACGAAACUUUGGCAUUACAUGCAAGCUGGGAGCCAUGCCACUCGAGAGAGUGCAAAAGAUUUCCAUGGCAGCAGUACGUUAAGUUGGGAGACAUUCUUCGACACUUUGGAUAUGCUGUUGUUGCUCUCCAUGGCUGCCUUCAAACUGAGAUUCAGACUCCGAGGACUGUAAGAGCUCUCUUCAAAGAUCCUUGCAUUCGAGUCGCCGGAGAAGUGUCGAAAGCCCUACUCGAGCUCGCCGAGAGCAUCCGGAAGCGCCGCCAAUGCUCGCCAAUGGUCCUCUCCGACCACUUACACGAAGCCUUGCAAGACCUUGACGCUGCCCUCAAGUCGCAGCCGCGCCUCUUCCUCGGCCGCCACGCAAAGUCGAGCAACAACAUCCUCGCAUACGCCGCCGCCACCGCUGCCGCCGCGCGCAACAAGCCCUCCAACGGCGAGCUCGGAAUCUCCCUCCCGAGCGUCAAGACCGACUCGUCCGCAUUGCUCGGGUGGAAGAAGUCGUCGUCGAAGCGUCACAACGGGGAGGCGGUCGAGCGCAAGGCGCUGCGGCCUACCAUUAGCAAGGUUUCCAUCACGAGCCUCGAGUUCUCGGAGGCGCUCCCGUUCGCCGCCUUCGCGUCAUUGCUCGUGGAGGCGGUGGCGCGGCUCGACCUCGUGAUCGAGGAGGUCGAGGAGCUUGGCCGGAUGGCGAACUUCCGGGAGUUCGCAGAAUAUGACGAUGAUGUGGCAGGGAAAGAAGACGAGGGUAAGAAGCUGCAGCAAGAGGUGAUCAAUGAGAACAAAUUAGGGAACCAUUUGCAGUCUCAUGUAACAGAUUGUUAGAUUCGUUGUUGUUAGGGUUAUUUGAAUCUCAAUAUUAAUAACAAUUAUAUUAUUAUUGUUGUUGUUAUUACUCUCCCUCCCAACGUAUACAUACCAUGUUAUAUUUUUCGU
This is a messenger RNA of Andrographis paniculata, 1972 nucleotides long. RefSeq names its product aluminum-activated malate transporter 12-like. The transcript has 6 exons. Gene Ontology annotation, biological process: malate transport. The record is from RefSeq and is a predicted model, not a curated record. Lineage: Eukaryota; Viridiplantae; Streptophyta; Magnoliopsida; Lamiales; Acanthaceae. Bases 197 to 1861 code for a protein of 554 amino acids. Gene Ontology annotation, cellular component: plant-type vacuole membrane.